AUGGCAUCGCGUGCUCUUUCAGUUCGGCCAGCCACAGCUGCCCCUGACGGCGAUUGGGUUGAUGUCGAUGAAGGCAAGCAUCCAGUCAUCACUCCUGAGACAGAGUCGAUGACCGAGCGCAUUCAACGAGUUAGCUUUGACGAGAAAAAUCUGUUCAAUUUUUACAACAUCAAGUUUUCUUCUAGCCGAUAUCAUCGCCUAAAGAAGUACUAUUCUGAAGAACUUGAGAGCUUAUUCAAAUCGCCCUUUGAUACUUACCAUCAAGAAGACAAAGUUGAUUUCCUGUUACUUCGCAACUAUCUCCGGCGAAACCUUCGUGUUUUGGAGUUGGACCGCCAGCGAGAUGAGCAGGUUCAGCCAGUUUUACCUUUCACUCAGACGCUCAUCGACCUGGUCGAAGCUCGCCAGCGCCUGGUACCCGUUGACAGCAAGAAGACAGCCAUGACGUUGAAUGACACCGCCAAGGAGGUACAGGAAACCACAAAGUCAAUACUAUCAAAUGAGAUCAAAGCAAAUGGAUCAACUUUGGCCAGAGCUAUCAGUACCGUCGAUCAGCUUCGUAGCCACAUUGACGAGUUGUAUGGUUUUUACUCUCCGUACGAUCCGCUAUUCCCUUGGUGGUGCGAAGCACCCAAGAAGAGUUUCGACGAUGCCCUCGCCGCUAACAGGUCGGCACUGGAGACUAAGUUGAAGGAGAAGACUGGAUCCAGUGCUGUCCACGCGGCAGUCGAACCGAUUGGUAGGGAUGGCCUGCUGAACGAGCUCGAAGCGGAAAUGAUUCCCUACACGCCUGAGGAGCUUCUAAAACUGGCCAAAGAACAGUACAAUUGGUGCGAAAAGGAAAUGAAGAAGGCUUCACGCGGCCUUUCGAGCGACCAGGGCGGUUCCGUUGGGCCGAAUGGGAGCGCAUCGGACCUUAAAGCUGCCAGCUCCUCGCCAGACUUUGGCGACAACUGGAAGGCUGCUCUCGAAUAUGUCAAGAACAAGUAUGUUGAGCCCGGUCAACAACCAGAGCUUGUUCGUCAGCUCGCCCGCCAGGGAGAAGACUUUGUCGUCAAGCAUGACCUUGUCACUGUCCCGGAAAUCGCUGCCGAAACAUGGCGCAUGUUCAUGAUUUCACCAGAACAACAGAAGGAGUCGCCAUUCUUCCUCGGUGGCCCAUCUAUACUCGUUUCUUAUCCUACUGCCACGAUGGACCACGACUUGAAGAUGAUGGUGAUGCGCGGCAACAACCCUCACUUUUCUCACGCAACCGCUUUCCAUGAGCUAAUCCCCGGACAUCGACUUCAGCUUUUCAUGGCAAAACGCCACCAUCCUUACAGGAAGUUAUUCGAGACUCCAUUCUUCGUUGAAGGAUGGGCCAUGUACUGGGAAUUCGUAUUCUGGAACCGGGGUGACUUCUUUGUCUCUAACGAGGACAAAAUCGGAACCCUUUUUUGGCGAAUGCAUCGUUGCGCUCGAAUCAUCUUCUCUUUGAAGUAUCAUCUGGGCGAGAUGACGCCGCAGGAGUGCGUUGACCUGCUAGUCGACUGGGUUGGACACGAACGCUCCAAUGCUGAAGGAGAGGUCACAAGGUCAUUCGGCGGCGACUACUCGCCGUUAUACCAAGCCGGGUACAUGUUGGGAGCUAUCCAACUACACGGGUUGCGAGAGGAAGUCCUCACGAAGGGAUUGAUGGGUGAGAAGGAGCUGCACGACAAGAUUCUGAGGGCGAACACGAUGCCCAUCGAGCUAUUACGAGCGUUAUUGCUGAACCAGCCCCUCAGCCCAGACUACACCUCCAAGUGGAGGUUCUAUGACCACUAG
Molecule: messenger RNA, 1806 nt
Organism: Colletotrichum truncatum
Lineage: Eukaryota; Fungi; Ascomycota; Sordariomycetes; Glomerellales; Glomerellaceae
Product: x-pro dipeptidyl-peptidase
Source: RefSeq, a predicted model, not a curated record